This is a messenger RNA of Perca fluviatilis (European perch), 2494 nucleotides long. It is a transcript of the gene ndc80, whose product is annotated as NDC80 kinetochore complex component. Gene Ontology annotation, cellular component: Ndc80 complex. Lineage: Eukaryota; Metazoa; Chordata; Actinopteri; Perciformes; Percidae. Gene Ontology annotation, biological process: attachment of mitotic spindle microtubules to kinetochore. The coding region runs from base 124 to 2055 and encodes 643 amino acids. The record is from RefSeq and is a predicted model, not a curated record. The transcript has 17 exons.
AAAUAGCUAUCCGUACUCUGGUGAUGUCACCGCCAUCCAGUAUUUGUAUUUGUUUGGCGGGGUUUAUGACUUCGUCCGUUUGGAUCAUCUUGUAAACGUUAACUUUCCACCUAGCUACACAAUAUGGAGCGUGGAAGGAUGAGUCGUGCAACGUUAGCAAGCAGCAGAUCAUCGGACCAGCCUAUGCGAGUGCAAGACAGCAACAGGAUGAGUAUGGCGUAUACAACGCCCAAAAGUAACGUUAAACAGCCUUCCUUUGGAAAGCUUAACAUACCCAAACCGCAGUCUGUGAACUCUGAAAGGCGGACCAGCUUCUUUGGUGCACGGACUAGCGGAGCCAGCAUGCCUCGCAACAGCACCAUGUCAGGGUUUGGAGGAACUGAGAAGAUCAAAGACACCAGACCUCUGCAUGAUAAGUCCUAUGUUCAGCAGUGUAUCAGACAGUUGCAUGAGUUCUUGACAGAGCAGGGUUACCCAGGCACUCUGUCAGCCAAGACCCUCCAGUCUCCCUCUACCAAGGAGUUUGUGAAGGUGUUUGAGUUUGUCUACCGUCAGCUAGACCCAAACUUUGAGAUGCCAAAUCUAAAAGUUGAGGAAGAGGUUCCAGCUAUGCUUAAAGCCCUGAGGUAUCCAUUUGUUCUCUCCAAAUCUUCAAUGUAUUCUGUUGGAGCUCCUCACACCUGGCCUCAGGCCCUUGGUGCUCUCAUGUGGCUGAUUGACCAAGUCAAGAUCAACUGGUCUUUGAGUAAGCAGGAGCUGCUGUUCAGUGACUUCUGUGAAGACACUGAUAUCGAGGAAGGGGCCGAGUAUAACAAGCUCGUCUUGGACUACACAGCUGAGACAUACUCAAAGUUCAUGCAGGGUGAAGACACAUUUGACGACAUGGAUGAAUUAUUCUUCAAUAAACUAAAGAAACUUUACAACGUUGACGAAGCCCUGCUGGCCUCGACGGAGGAGAAGUACAAAAUACUCAGCGAUGAGGUUGAACAACUGGAGAAAGAGAGCCGGACGGACCGUCUAAUGACCAAGAGGAAGGAAAGGAUAACACUGCAGGCCGACCUCAAGAAUCUCCAGAGUUAUCGAAGCAGCAUGGAAACCUUUAAAGCCAAACUGGAGAACAGAGAUUCAGAACUGAGUGAUGAGCUGGAGACCACUGGCAGUCAACUGGAGACUCUAAAACAUCAGCAAAAUGAACUGCAACACCUACUGCAGAACCAGAAGUUCACUCCAGCUGAUGUUGAGAGGAUCAACCGAGAGAAGAGAGAACUCCAACAGACCAUCUCCAGUCUCAGCAAGUCUCUUGAAGAUGCUCAACAGCACAAGUGGAAUGAGGAGAUUGUUCUGGCCAAAGUGAAUGACAAGGCGGAGUUGAAGUUAGCGGAGUACCACAAGCUGGCACGUAAACUGAAGCUGAUACCACUGUCGGCAGAGAACGCCGGUGGUCACGAUUUUGAGAUCAGGCCAUGUGAAUAUGGACCCGGCAGCAUGGUUCAGCAUAAAACCCAGAGACAGAUGCUCCUGAGAAAGCUGGUCAGUGACGUGGAGGAGGAGAACAGUCGGUUAGCCAACAUGAAAGUCAGUCUGGAGGAGUCGUGUGAACAGGUGAAUUCUAACAUCUUGGACAAGUCCAAUGACCUGAAGCACUUGAGGGAGCAGAUUCGCAAGCUCGACGAGCGGUUGGAUUCUAACAUGCAGGAGCUGGCCCAAGAGGAACAGGAAUUGUUGGCAGAAAAGGAGUCAGUGGAUAACCAUCGUAACCACCUUGAGAAGAAGGUUAAUUUUGGAUAUGAUGAGUCUGUGCAACAACUGAAGGCAGCGCAACAACAGUACCACCUAGUGCUGCAGGAGACCAAUGAGGAGAGACGAACAGUAGCCAACAACCUUGCGUCUGUAUUUACCACAGCUACUAACCACUUGUCAAUCACAGAGAAGUGCCUGGAGGAUCUGCACAGCAGAGUGAGGCGGGUCUGCCCUAAGGCUGUGGAAGAGGAUGAAGCUGUUCUAAAGAAGCUGCGGGAAACUUUGAAGAACUUCAGGUCCAUGGCAAACAGUUAGUAAAGCGAAGCGGGAGGAUAGAGGCCUUCAGGUCUGCAGGGGCAGAUCAUUUCUAUGACUAUGGAAGUGGAGUUUUCCCUGUCAUGUGUGUUUUUAGGUUGUUUCCAUCUUGGAAAACAGAAACUUACCUAAUUAAUUAUUUGUUCUGAAUUGUUACUUGUUCGGAAUUGUUAUUUGUUCUGAGUUUUCAUGUGUUUUGUGUCAUUUUAUAUCACUGAAUGAAAAAGGAUAAAAUAAAAAAUACACUUCUGUUUUUUCAUUAAUAAACAUUAAUACAUAACUUUAAAACCCUCUAGUUUCUAUAAAAUAGUCUAAUAUAUGGCAACAAGACACCAGAGGAAAGGGCUAGUAAAGGUUAGUGUUUCUACUGUGUAACACUGAAAAAUAGAUUUUAAUUAAAAAAAAAAAAAUGGUGUCUUAAGGUGUAGUCAAUAUAUUG